Molecule: messenger RNA, 309 nt
Organism: Lepus europaeus (European hare)
Lineage: Eukaryota; Metazoa; Chordata; Mammalia; Lagomorpha; Leporidae
Gene: LELP1
Product: late cornified envelope like proline rich 1
Exons: 1
Coding region: 1-309 (102 amino acids)
Source: RefSeq, a predicted model, not a curated record
AUGUCGAGUGAUGAUAAGAAUAAAGCUAGCGAGCCCAAGAUGGAACCUAAGAAUUGCGAUCCCAGGUGUGAACAAAAGUGUGAGGCCAAAUGCCAGCCCAGCUGUCUGAAGAAGCUACUGCAACGCUGCUCUGACAAGUGCCCACGGGAAAAGUGUCCACCACCACCAAAGUGCCCGCCAUGCCCCACGGUGUGCCCUGCAACAUGUCCUCCUCCGUGUCCCCCACCAUGCCCUCCCAAGCCCUGCUCCAAGCCCUGUCCUCCCAAAUGCCCACCACCCUGCCCACCUCCGUGCCCACCCCCAGAAUGA